Clarias gariepinus (North African catfish) is the source of this 1804-nucleotide messenger RNA. Its product is annotated as serine/threonine-protein kinase pim-1-like. The transcript is spliced from 10 exons. Gene Ontology annotation, molecular function: ATP binding; protein serine/threonine kinase activity. Gene Ontology annotation, cellular component: cytoplasm. The record is from RefSeq and is a predicted model, not a curated record. The coding region runs from base 1 to 1302 and encodes 433 amino acids. Gene Ontology annotation, biological process: regulation of mitotic cell cycle; negative regulation of apoptotic process; protein autophosphorylation. NCBI's taxonomy places the organism in Eukaryota, Metazoa, Chordata, Actinopteri, Siluriformes, Clariidae.
AUGGCAGAUAUCGUCAGGCUCCUCUUCAGAGGCUACAGACGCCUGAGGAAAACACAUGGACGUGUAAAGAAACAGGAGAACUGGUGUCUCCCUCUGGCGAAGCUUUUAUGCUCCAACGUUAAAAAAGACGAGCACAGAGAAGACGUUCUUAACCUGGGAACAGAGUUCGUCUCCAGAAGAAGAUGGUUCUAUGCAGCACAUAUCUGCUAUGUGAUUGGUCAGAUGGAGCUGAGAUUACAGCAAAGAUUUAAACUGAUUGGAUGUAACAGUUGCCCAGACAGUGACUCCGCCCUGAUCAAGGCGUUGGAGACAGUCGAGGUCCAUGAGUUCGUCCUGUCUCUGACCUCAGGACUCGGACAGCCAGACCACCAGUUCUGUGAGCUGCUGCUCCGAGGGGAAGCAGAGAAACCCGAGUGGCUCAAACUUCACCGAGAGAAAGCACCUCGCACUCCCCCCGCGGCUAAACCGCUGCACGCCGGCGCAUCAUGGACUCAGAUCUCAAAACAGGAGUUCCUGUCUCACUACACUGUUGGAACUCUGCUGGGGAGCGGAUCCUUCGGCUCUGUCUAUGAUGGAACGCGGAAAGCAGACGGGAAGCGGGUUGCCGUGAAGUAUACCUUUAAAAAGACUCGCUUCGUCACCAUCCCCGGCGAGGCGCGCAGGCUGCCUGUGGAGGUGGCGCUAAUGGAGAUGGUGUCCAGACCUCCUCGCUGUGAGUAUGUGGUGAAGUUGCUGGAGUGGUUUGAGACGCACAGUUCGUUCGUCUUGGUGAUGGAGCGCCCCUUCCCCUGCACAGACCUUUUAAAUUUCCGUAAACUUCACAAAGGUCGAUUACCCGAACCGGUGGCUCAGACGGUCACGGGGCAGUUGGUUCGAGCCGCUCGUCACUGCUGUAAUUGUGGAGUUAUUCACCGAGACAUCAAGUCUGAGAAUGUUCUCGUCAAUCUUCUGACGAUGGAGGUGAAGCUGAUAGACUUCGGCUGUGGAGAUUUGCUGAAGGCCGAGCCCUACUCAGAGAACGCGGGGACUCCAGUUUUCUGGCCUCCUGAGUGGUUGCUCCACCAAACGUAUUCCGCUGUCCCUGCCAGCGUCUGGAGUCUGGGUGUUCUUCUGUUCCAGAUGCUCAGUGGAGACCUGCCCUUUAAAGAAGACGAGGACAUUGUCGACUCCUACGUGCCGUUCAUUCCUGGUCUGUCUCAAGAUUGCUACAACCUGUUAAUGUGGUGCCUGGAUCUAAUCCCAGAUGAUCGGCCGGCGUUCGAGGAAAUCCUGAGCCACGACUGGCUAAAAAGGUCAGGGUGAGAGAGUUAGAAUAAAACAGAGCUCGUUACACCGAGCUGAGACACGCUGCAGUCGUCUACAGGACAGAGAGUGAACUGCGUCAGUACUGAGUGCUCUCAGAGACAUCGCUGUACUGUUAAAGUCAUAUUAGGAACAUUUCAUUAUAAUAAAAAGAGUUUAAAGUAAGAAAAUGUUGAUCAGUUUGCACCAGGCUCCUGAGCGUCUGUCUGUCUGUCCUCGGUCUGAGCUGGUCCUCCAGCUGUUAAAGAUGAAUAUAAUCUGAUCUCACACAGAAGAGUCUGGUUCCUCUCGAGGUUUCCUCCUCAAUGUCGCCUAGGGGAGAUUUUUAAUUAUAAAAAUUUAAUUAUAAUAAGAUUCUGUUGCUGUAAGCAAGUAGGGAUAACUGCAGGCUGGAGCAAUAGGCGUGUCGAAAGGUUUCUCAUUGGUGAAAGGAGCUUCUGCGUUGGCCAAUCAGCCGUAAUCCUAUUUAUAUGUAAGUACCUUUAGUUUGGCGUGGAAGAAC